Symbiodinium natans is the source of this 717-nucleotide messenger RNA. NCBI's taxonomy places the organism in Eukaryota, Dinophyceae, Suessiales, Symbiodiniaceae. The record is from the annotation of a GenBank genome assembly.
AUGGGAGUGACAAAAAUUCCUGGCGAGGAGCAUAUCGUGCGCUUCCUUGCCGACUGCCUUCACGUGUCUCCUCUUCCUGCUCCUUGGGCAAUGCAUCGCGAUGGAGAUGGGCGAGUGUUUUAUGGCAACUCAGGGACCGGGGAGACUUCCUGGCAGCACCCACUGGAGGAGAUUGUUCGGGAACUCGCCGGCGUCUGCCGCGUUUGCAUCACUCUCUCGCGACCGAUGCGGGAGCGGUCAAUUGCCGACCUGCGAGAAGCGUGGGAGGCACAAGCAAAGGAAGAGUUUGCCCUCUGGUACAGUGUGAAGGACAGUUCCUCCGGCAAGGAUUACUUCUGCAAUUCGCAGACGGGUCAGACCAUGUGGGAGCAUCCAGCAGAAGUUCUUCUGCCGGGCCACUUCCUGAAGCUUCGUGCUGCUGAUAGGCUAGUAGACGAUGACUAUCUCCAAGACCUCGCAACCAUGGGAAGCACGCUGAAUGCGGGCUCGGGCCAGACGUGGAAUUCCAUGAAACGGACGUUGGAGUCCGGUAUUUCCACUCGGGCAUCUAAUGACGUCAAGGAGGAUGCGCACCAAGCAAUGAAAGAAGAGCUUGCUUCAACGGCGACGGAGUUGAAAGUUGCGCGUGAGGACGCUGCAAAGGUGAGGGCGCAGUUCGAAGCGUUGAAGGAGCGCUUCGAAGAAGCCCAGAGGAAUGCCGAGAAUGAAGAGAGCUGA